Molecule: messenger RNA, 2359 nt
Organism: Alnus glutinosa
Lineage: Eukaryota; Viridiplantae; Streptophyta; Magnoliopsida; Fagales; Betulaceae
Product: B3 domain-containing protein Os03g0619600-like
Exons: 6
Coding region: 247-2106 (619 amino acids)
Molecular function (GO): DNA binding
Source: RefSeq, a predicted model, not a curated record
ACGCUCCAAAUCUGACACGAGCGGUGGCCCCUCACCCACACCGGCAUCUCCCAAGAUCAGCUGCACACACCACACUGCACUCCAAACCGCUUCGAUUCGACCAUCACCAUCAGACGCUCUAACUCUCUCUCUCUCUCUCUCUCCUUUUAUAUCUCAUUUUUCUUUCCUUUUCCGAGAAAAUCUCGGAAUGCUGUUUGGUUCCUAAGAAAAUCACUCAGAAACUAUUCGGUGUAAGAAAGUGGUUUGAUGGAAAAAGGAGCUCUCCAGGAGUUGCCGAAUGCCAGGCGGCCUUACUUCUUUGACGUUUACUCCUCUGUUAUAAGCUCACAAAGACUGAAAAUUCCUGUACGGUUUGUCAGACAUAUGAAAGGCAGAACAUCUGGAUUAGUGACGUUGGUCGGUCCUAGCGGGAAAACUUGGCAUGUUGAGUUAAUUCAGCAGAAUGAUGAUUUAUUCCUCUGCCAUGGGUGGCCAGCAUUUGUGAAGGAUCAUUUUAUAGAAUGUGGUGAUCUUUUGGUUUUCAGAUAUAAUGGUGAGUUGCAUUUCACUGUGCAAGUUUUUGAUCAAAGUGCAUGUGAGAAAGAAGCUGCAUUUCAUUCUGAAUGCAGUCAAGAUCCUAGUAACCUUGAUAUAAGUAUGGGACAGAAAAGAGAAAGAGAGGAGGCUGCGUCCUGUUCGGAAAAGAUUUUUGAAGGUGUGCCUAAGAAAUUGAGAGGUAGCGCUUCACAACUCUAUUUAGAAUGCACAGGCAAGAACCAGGAAAGCAAGGUGGUUAUGUCUGAUGGGGAAGGAUACCGGCAUGAGGUCACAGUUGCGGCUAAACCAUGUCAAGAAGAAAUUUACUCCAAAAAACCAAAGCAUUGUGGUAGUCCACUGAAGAAUUCUGCUUUGUACUCUCAAUCAAAAGGUUGCAAAGAAAAGCGAGUGUUGGAUAUUGUUCCACUCAGUACAAAGCCCUCCAUCCAUAAUAGAGCCAGCAAAGAGGAUGAUGUGUACAUGCGUGGUAGAGGUUGUACAUCAAUGUUGUCGGUGCAUGAAGUAGCCCAAUCAUUUACUUCUUCUUUCCCUUAUUUCAUGAGAAUCAUGAAAAGCUUCAAUGUCAGUGGUUCAUAUACUCUGAAUAUUCCAUAUAAAUUUUCAAUGGCACAUCUUCCAAACAGCAAAACUAAGAUUGUCCUUCAGAAUUUGAAAGGAGAAAGUUGGACUGUGAAUUCUGUGCCCACUACAAGAGUAAAUACAAGUCAUACUCUUUGUGGUGGAUGGAUGGCUUUUGUGCGUGGUAAUGACAUCAAGAUUGGAGAUAUCUGCAUUUUUGAACUUGUACGCGAGUGUGAAUUAACCGUUCACGUUUUUGGGGUUGGAAGGGAAGAGCAAGACUGCCAAAAUGGAAAAGUUGCUAGUAGUAGGCCAAGUGCUGGACGUGUUGUCACUUCACAUAAGAGUCUUAAAGGUUUGUCAAAGAAAACAAGGGGGAAAUCUCCUAAACCGUCAAAGAGACGUCAAGAAUCGCCUUUCUCUAUUGAUGUAAAAAAACAAUCUGGCGCAUCAAAGACUUAUACCAAAGUUCCAGUUUGCUCUCAGUCAAAAACUGCCAACAAAAAGUUGGUUGUUCGGAGUAAAAAAGGCAUAGAAGAUGAAGUAGGCUCACAAAAUAGAGGCAGCAUGAGAAUGCUGUUAGCAAUUGAUGAAGAAAGAGCAGCUCGUUCUUUUUCUUCUUGUUUUCCAAAUUUUGUGAGGAUCAUGAAACAGUUCAACAUCAGUGGUUCAUAUACUUUGAAAAUCCCAUACCAGUUUUCUACAGCGUUUCUCCCUGACUGCAAAACUGAGAUUGUGCUUCGAAAUUUAAAAGGGAAAUGUUGGACAGUGAACUCCGUCCCGGAUUCGAAAGGGCGAAUGGGGCAUACCUUUUGUGGAGGGUGGAUGGCCUUUGUUCGUGGGAAUGAUGUUAAGAUUGGAGAUAUCUGCAUUUUUGAACUUGUUGGCAAAUGUGAAAUGCUCGUACAUAUAUCCUGGAAUGGAAAAAAAGGGCUCGACCAUCAGAGUGGAGCAGCUACACCUAAUGAGUUAGCUAUUGUGUCAUGUAACGGCAAUAAGCCUUCUUCGUGACGCAUGUAAAAAAGAUCAAAACUUUGGUUAAUAUAAAUUAGGGGACGGUGUUGCUAUGUGUAACUUUUUUUCUCUUUUAAUUUGUGUGCAUGUGCAAAUUUAAAUUUAGUUUAGUUUCUGCAUAACUCACAGCUUUUGCUUGCUAAAAUUAUCUGUGUUGUGCUGGACGAUGAUGGAAGCCUCCUUCCAAUUUCCUUUUUUCUUUUUGGAGGAAAAACUUGUCAAAUUUGUAUGGUAGAACUCUUUUAUGCUG